This is a messenger RNA of Myzus persicae (green peach aphid), 2399 nucleotides long. Its product is annotated as cilia- and flagella-associated protein 44-like. Gene Ontology annotation, molecular function: protein binding. The record is from RefSeq and is a predicted model, not a curated record. Bases 1 to 2373 code for a protein of 790 amino acids. The transcript has 10 exons. NCBI's taxonomy places the organism in Eukaryota, Metazoa, Arthropoda, Insecta, Hemiptera, Aphididae.
AUGACCAAUUAUAGUGAAAAUGAUGAGCAGAUCGUCGAAGAAUCGAUUGAAAGUAUUCAAACGAAUGACAAUAUUUUUUAUAAAAGUAGUGAUCUCAUAUCCAAACCAAUCCAAAGUGAAGGAUGUACGAUGGAUGAAAAUAUACUACAAAUCCACCAUUCAUUCGGUUACGAUUGCUGUUCCAAAAUGUUCAAUAUAUGUGCAGCAGACAACCACACAGUUUUGUACGCGGCAGGUAGUUAUAUCAAUAUGUUUGAUAUCGACGACGGACAUUUGAGUUUUAGAAAAUGUGCCGGUAACGGAGGAAUAGGGUACAUAGCUAAAAAUCCCGUUUUGAGCCAUAUAGCGGUGGGAGAAAAAUGUAGUAAUCCUCUGAUAAUUGUGUACGAAUGGCCAUCAUUUGAAAUAGUUAGCGUGCUCAAAGGUAGUGCUAAACAAAAAGUAAAUUGCUUGUCGUACAGCCAAAACGGUGACUACUUGUGUUCACAAGCAGCAGCACCAGAUAAUACUCUUACGAUUUGGGAUUGGAAAAAAUCGAAAAUAGUCUUGAGGACCAAGUCUCACACUCAAGAUGUAUACGUUUGUAGGUUUUCAAACUUUAUACCCGACCAUUUGGUAACCGGAGGAUCCGGACACUUAAAAUUCUGGAAAAUGGCCAAAACUUUUACUGGAUUAAAGCUCCUAGGUGAGCUCGGACGCUUCGUAAAAACGGAAAUAUCAAACGUCAUUGGAAUUUUCUCAAUGCCCGAUGAAAAAGUGAUAUCUGGCUGUGAAUGGGGCAAUAUUUUGAUAUGGGGAGAAAAAUUCAUCGAGAUCGAGGUGACAAAUAAAUUUAGAAAACCGUGUCAUUCGGCGCCUAUCAUCAUGUUUUUAUUCUCCGAACUCGAAGACCUGUUGACGAGCGUUAGCAUGGACGGGACGAUCAAAUUUUGGAAUUACCGUUCGGUUGAAGAAUCAGAUCCACCCGAAGACGACCGAGUGCUGGAAAUGGAACCGUCUUACGUGAUUAACAUCCAGGACUCUAUCGGUGAUUCGAAAAUCAUGGGUAUGUGUAAGAUCGACCGCAACCCCGAUUCAUACGACUAUUUUAUUCAGGACGGCAAUGGGGGAAUGUGGCUCGCCGACAUCGAAAUGUCGAGCGACGCGAAACCUCUAAGAAGGUUGGCUAAGUUUCACGGCGACACAGUAACCUCUUUGCAACCAUCGCCCGUCGGUAAUUUCAUCGCAUCGACGUCGUUGGAUGGUUGGCUCCACGUGCACGAUGUCACCAAAAAAAAGUUGAUAUUCACCCAUGAUUUUAAAGCACCAAUCACUUCGUCGAUUUGGUUACCGUCGACGAUAGCUUGUUUGAGAGAUGUAUUCAUAAUUGGAUUUCAAACUGGAAUUUUGAGAGUAAUCACAAUACCACUUAAAAAAAUAGUAAAAAAAAAAAUAUUAAAUCAUUCCGAAAUAGAGGAAAUACAAACCACAAGACCUCAUAAAAGUUCUAUCAGACUUUUGUCGAUAAGCAAUAGCGGCAAAACACUUGUAAGCGGAAGUGAUGAUCAAACAAUUUUUGUCUAUAAAAUAAAAACCGGACCUAUCAAGUUGAGUCCUAUUGGUUUUUUUCCAAUGCCUGGCAAAGUCACUUUUGUUCAUUGGAAACCUUCAGAAAAACAAAUGGCAUUGAUAAGUUGCGCUAGUGGGCAUAUUGUAGAAGUGAAUGUUCCCACAAGUCGUCCGACGUACACCAGAGAAUCGUUUUUAUUGAACCUCGAAUCGCGUGUAAUAAAAACAGUGAGCAUCAAGUCAGAAAUACUUCAACAGCAAUAUUUGUUGAACUUGGCAGAAAAGAAAAAUGAUAAAAUCAAUAGGAAAAAAGAGACUUUAGAACUUCUCAGACAACAAGAUCCCGAUGUCAUCAUCGAUGAAGAGUUAUAUUUUGAAGAUUCCGAAGAAGACGAAGAACCACCAAAAAUCUUUAUUCCUUCAACACCAAACCCCGUAUUGUUUGCCAUUUACACUCCAAAAGAAAAUGGCAUAUGGGUGUCUAUUGAUGGAUACGACGCUGGCUAUUUGUACGAAUACGAUGUGAACACAUCCAGACCAGUGACCAAUGCAUAUGUGACGAUACCAAACAUAAAUAAUACUCAAAUAACUGCAAUUAAAAUUGUUGGAGUUGAUCCAUUAACAGUUUUAAUGGGCUUUGCUGAUGGUAGAAUACGUCUUACGAAUGUUAAAGUCAACGACAUAUCAAAUUUCGACAACUAUAUCGAAUAUUCUAUUCACGACAACGAGACGGGAAGAGUAAAUAUGUUGUGUUUUAGUCAAGACAACUGUAUGUUAUACACUUGUGGCGAUGAUUGUAACAUUUUUAGUUUUAAAUUUCAAUAAUUAAGUCAUCGAAAAGUGUUCUUGUA